UCGGUCUCGCACGUCAUAGUUGUUAUCAAGGAAGUCAUGAAAUGCACGAGGUUUCGCUUGCAUUAUCAAAAGUCACACCUUUGUUACUGAGAUAAUCUGCUGAUUCGAUCUUUAGACAAUAUGCAGAUGAUCAACUCUGCGUUGAUCGUGACCCGUCUGAUCGAUGAAUGUAUCCAAUCGUUUUUUGCGUUUCGAUUGGCGCAGCGCGAUUCUAAGCCACGCAAGCCGCCGACAAUGAACGAGACUUCUCACUGACUGACGGGUUCAGGCCUGUGACGUUACAAACAGCCUCUUCGACAGUCAUAGCCGGUGCAAGCCUUUAUCGAAACCCAAUCAUAUCGAUUGCCUCUACCAGAGUUGCUCAUCUCAGAUUCCCCACCUGCAGCCAGAAGACAGGGCGGGGCCUUAAACCGAUCCCUUCUUGGCCUCUUGCCAUAGACCACCAUAGCUUAUUUUGAUCACGCCUUCCUACGAUGUAGAACUCUGUCUGGCAGACACGAUUGUCAUAGGCUGUACGCUCUUGGCAAUAGUUGUCUGCGAUAGCACCGAUGUCAUGGGCGAUAAGAAGCGAAAGCCCGACCUCGUCUUCAGACUAUCAUCAUGAUCGAAGACUGGAUCGGGUUGAGUGAUUUGCGCUCUCUCGAGGUACGAGCUGUGACCCUGUCAACUACCACCGUAAUACGACUUCCGAUCGAGCGGGAGAUACCACUCCGGACCGGCUUGAUGGAAUGACGCUAAGCGCGGCGGUGGUACUUCUGGGUCAUGAACCCUUCCUACUGGCUUCCGCGGUGCGCAACUUGUGUUUGCAAACCAAAAACAAGCCGAAACUCGAGAACCCCGGUCGGGCUCUCUUCACAUCUAUUUCAAGAUUAUUCAGUUUCGUGCCACGGUCCGAUUGUCUGCUUCAUUCAUGUGAUGUGGAGGUUGUAGUUACGCAACGAAGUCAGAUUCGAAAAUGUUAGCGUUUCGUCAUACGCGGCGCGGAUAACCUUCGCGGAUAUCGUCGAGUCGAGAAAGGACCGAUCCGCGGACGAUGGACCAGAGCAGAAUCGCUUUUCAACGUCAGUCAUCCCUCACCAACGACGGCCGCAUUCUCA
Messenger RNA from Filobasidium floriforme, 1097 nucleotides. RefSeq lists its product as uncharacterized. NCBI's taxonomy places the organism in Eukaryota, Fungi, Basidiomycota, Tremellomycetes, Filobasidiales, Filobasidiaceae. The coding region runs from base 729 to 962 and encodes 77 amino acids. The record is from RefSeq and is a predicted model, not a curated record. The transcript has a single exon.